AUGGUCAAGUAUGACCCAACAAUGUUAACGAAUUAUAUUCGAAUGUCAGUGUCCACAUAUGAAAAAUUACUACUGAAAGUUGGAAGUAAAUUGGAAAGCUAUCCUACCAGAAAGGAUAUAAUUACUCCAUCUGAAAAAUUGAUGGUAACUUUAAGGUAUCUUACGACUGGAGAGUCAUACACGUCCUUAUCACGACAGUUUCGUAUGGGGAUAAAAACUAUUCAAGUUUUUAUUCCUCAGACUUUAGCAGCUAUUUGGACAACAUUGCAGCCAGAGGUGCUUCAAUUUCCAAAUUCGCCAGACUCUUGGAAUGAUUUAACAAAUGGGUUCAAGGAAAAAUGGCAAUUUCCAAAUUGUUACGGUGCUAUCGAUGGGAAGCACGUCCUAAUGCAGGGACAACCUGAUACUGGAUCAGAUUAUUUUAAUUAUAAGGCAUUCCACAGCAUUGUUCUUCUUGCGAUGGCAGAUGCUAAUUACAGGUUUUUAAUGGUAGACGUCGGAGGAAAAGGGCGACAGAGUGAUGGUGGCAUAUUAAAACAAUGUCAAUUUUUUAAAGCUGUUAAGGAAAACAAUUUAAAUCUACCCCCACCAAAGUCACUGUAUGAAGGUGGUCCAAGAAUCCCACAUGUGGACAUUGGUGAUGCUGCUUUCGAAAAUAGUUUACAUUGCUUAACACCAUAUAAAGGAGCGAAAAGUGGCAAUCUUUCUAUAGAUCAGAACGUGUACAAUUACAGACUGAGCAGAGCACGACGUGUCAUAGAAAAUGCUUUUGUCAUUUUAGUUGCCAAGUGGAGAAUUUUUAGGACUCCCAUUUUGAUAUAUAUAGAGGUAAUAAAAUUAAUUGUCUUAGCGACAAUUUGUCUACACAACUUUAUUAUCAGAGAAGAAAAAAAAUUGCCAGAGAAUUUGCAAAAAUACUGUUCUGCAAACUCUGCAGGCCAACUUGGAAGUUUGGAAGACACUGCUUUGCAACCUUUGGUCAUUCCUCAAACAAAAACUGACCAACAAAAUCUUGCCAGAACGAUUAAAAAUCACUUUAAAGAAUAUUUUAUAGGUCCAGGAAAAGUUCCGUGGCAAAAUAGAGCCGUUUUUGAAGAUGAUUGA
This is a messenger RNA of Leptopilina boulardi, 1104 nucleotides long. RefSeq lists its product as uncharacterized. The coding region runs from base 1 to 1104 and encodes 367 amino acids. NCBI's taxonomy places the organism in Eukaryota, Metazoa, Arthropoda, Insecta, Hymenoptera, Figitidae. The transcript has 3 exons. The record is from RefSeq and is a predicted model, not a curated record.